This is a messenger RNA of Jaminaea rosea, 954 nucleotides long. RefSeq names its product kinase-like protein. The transcript has a single exon. Gene Ontology annotation, biological process: peptidyl-serine phosphorylation. The record is from RefSeq and is a predicted model, not a curated record. NCBI's taxonomy places the organism in Eukaryota, Fungi, Basidiomycota, Exobasidiomycetes, Microstromatales. Gene Ontology annotation, cellular component: cAMP-dependent protein kinase complex; nucleus. The annotation marks the transcript as partial. Gene Ontology annotation, molecular function: cAMP-dependent protein kinase activity; ATP binding.
GCCCCCACUCUGCAGCCUCCCCCUGUUCCUGCUCGCCUGCGAGACUUUUGCGUCAUCGGUACCCUGGGCACAGGAACAUUCGGCCGCGUCCUCCUCGUACGCGAUCGCUUGCACGACCGGCUUUUCGCGCUCAAAUGCCUCAACAAGUCUCACCUCCUCCGUAUGCGCCAGGUAGAGCACGUCACCUCAGAGCGGGACAUCUUGCUCCAUACCAAACACCCGUUCAUCGUCGGUCUCCAUGCCACCUAUCAGGACUCACGCUGCAUCUACCUGCUCAUGGACUUUGUCGUGGGAGGGGAGGUGUUCACCUAUUUGCGACGCGCUAAGCGCUUCCCUUUGGAGGUGGCCAAGUUUUAUCUUGCGAGCAUCGUUCUCGUGCUGGCGCAUCUGCAUGGAUCAGACAUCGUUUACCGUGAUCUGAAGCCGGAGAACAUCUUAUUGGACCAGCAGGGCUAUGUGAAAGUCACCGAUUUCGGUUUCGCGAAGCAGCUUGGCGGCGGCAGCGACACCAAUACCACCAAGAAUGGUGCCCAUUCCUCACGCGACGGCAAUGCCAACCGCACUUUCACCCUCUGCGGUACACCCGACUUCCUUUCCCCGGAGUCUGUGCGUGGCACAGGCCAUGGCAAGGCAAGCGAUUGGUGGCAGCUGGGCGUCCUUGCGUUCGAGCUCCUCGUUGGGUACCCGCCUUUCUGCGGGACCACGCCGUACUCCACGUACGAAAAUAUCCUGGCUGCAAGCCCUGAGACGAUCCCUUUCCCCGAAUCGGGGCCGUUGGCCGGAGAAGGCGGGGCGUCAGCAAGAGACCUGAUCAGGUCGCUGCUGACGCCGGACUUGACGAAACGGCUCGGUAAUUUGGCUGGUGGAGCGCAGGACAUUAUGCGUCAUCCGUUCUUUAGGGGAGUGGACUGGGAUGCGCUACUCAGGCGAGAGGUGAGGGCGCCCAUCGUGCCU